Messenger RNA from Botrytis deweyae, 2047 nucleotides. RefSeq lists its product as uncharacterized. The transcript is spliced from 2 exons. Bases 495 to 1553 code for a protein of 352 amino acids. The record is from RefSeq and is a predicted model, not a curated record. Gene Ontology annotation, molecular function: phenylpyruvate tautomerase activity. NCBI's taxonomy places the organism in Eukaryota, Fungi, Ascomycota, Leotiomycetes, Helotiales, Sclerotiniaceae.
CUCCCUCUCUCUCUCUCUCUCUCUCUCUCUCUCUCCCUCUUCCAUAUCUCACAUGGAGGAAUGUUCAUUUCUUGAUCUUUGCUACUCUAUAUCUCACUCUUCUUUUACCAAAACAACAUUCAUCUGUUUGACAUUACUUUUUUGAUCAUCACUACACGUCAGACUUGCAUGUUUGGCUAAUCAUUCAUCCCAAGUACGAGUCUUCAGCCUUAUCGCUUCUUAUCGCAUGCAUUCAUAUUGAAAGACGGACGACUUCGGGAAAGCCGAGGAAUCAUUCUAUAACUGGUCCCUCUCUCUAAAUACCUUCUCGCUCUAUCAUCUCGUGGCUCAGUUUUUCAAUACUUCGGCUUGUCUCAAAACUGCGCACAUCACAAUAUCCAACAUUCACAUCAGACAUUUACUUUUAAAUCCCUGUAUCCCUUCCUCUUGCUUUGGCUCACGCAUUUUCUAUAUUUUUCUAAUUCGAAAUUCCACCUUGGGAGCUUUCCAUUGCAAUGUCAAUAACAGCGGCAAGUUACGAGCGAAUAUCCAACAAAUACGAACCACCUUCGAAAGGGAUAGUUGAUAUCUAUUCCCAAAAGGGCUUUGUAUUGGACAACAACGGUGAUUCACGGUGUGUAAAAUCGAUUGUUGAAUUACCCGUUCAAUUGCCACCUUCACCAGCCGAUAGUGACAUGAUGGAUCUUAGUCCGCCAUCCUCAUCGACCUCUCCCAUUAUUCUUGAAGAGCAACGAAUCACCAGAGAUAUUUCACGCGGUACUCCUGGCGAUAUGCAGAAAUCGAGUGUGUCAAAAUCACCAGAGCAAAAGCAGUUGGCGAUGAAGAGAAGUCAGUAUUAUGGUGAUGCGUUUGCAUAUCGAGAAUCGGCGGGUAGUGCGAGAGAAAGAGUGAGCAGGGAUAGCAUGGUUCUUUGUGAGCUGGUAACAAAUGUUAUUAUGCGUGAAGAACACACCCUUCUUACAAGUCUCUCUAACCUUCUUUCAACUCGCUAUCAGCGUCCCGAAUCCUCCAUUUUCGUCACUCUCAAACACUCGGCAUGCUUUAUCGUAGCUGGAACUUUCGAACCUGCAUAUAUUAUGACUAUCACCGGGCUUCCAUCACAAAUGCAACCAACUACGAACAAGAGAAAUGCAUCAUUACUCCAAAAUUAUAUGGCCACUAGUGAAUUAUAUGUUGAGCCAGAGCGUGGUAUUAUUAAAUUUGUGCCAUUGGCCGAGGAGAAUUUCGCAACAAACGGGAAAACUGUUGCUGGUGAGAUAGAAGAAUUGGAACGAGAAGUUGCAAAUGAGGCCUCGGGAUUCCGCAACUUGCAUUCGUCGGGAAGCGUCAAGAGUAAGAAGAGACAGACUGCAAAGUCCUCUAAGAGUCAGAAGUCCAGGCAGUUACAAACCCAUGAAGAAUAUACUCCAUCCGUCAGUUCGAGGGCAACACCACCAUUACCGCCUAUGCCAAAUAAUGACAAUACAUUGGAUACCAAGUCGUUGAAUGUGCGGAAGUUGGGGAGAAGAAAAAGUUUUAUGGCUGCAGUUUUUGGAAGCAAGUCCAAGUCUUGAGGAUAGCGAGAUGGUAUAGGUGAGAAGGUGAUUCAGGUGAAACAUCUUUAAGGUGGUCUAGCGACCCACAAAAUUAUAAAAGUGCUUGAAUUAUGGUUAUCUGUGUAGCGACGGAGUUUCAGGGAAUAUGAUACCUGCAAUACAUGGGUGGAUGGAAAAGAUCGAUGCGAUCCAUGGGAUAAGAGAAUACUUUGUGAGAGGGUCAUUGCUUCACUGGUUGGAUACGGCGUCAUAUUAUAAGAAUGGCAAGGUGGUCUCUAUGGAUAUCUUACAAGGGGCUUCUCUCAUGUCGACUAUGGGAAUAAAUUACAAGAGGGGUUUAUGGGGUGAAGGUAUGGAUGGAAUGGAUGGAAUGGAAUAAAUAAUGUUAAUAUUAGGAUUUAUAAAUUAAACUUCUCUUGGGUUUUGCUAUUAGGCUUGAUCAGGAGGUAGAAUAUUAAUAUAAUUCAGGGGGUUACUUGAAUGAUUAUUAUGGCAGAAUGAAUUGUUGUAAU